ACAUCCAUUUAAACAGCGAUCAUACAACAAAAUACACCACACAGUUCAACAUGUCAAAUCCAAGCCUCUCGUGGCAGAAGCUACAAGAUGUGUAUUACUCGCUUCGUCCAUGCUAUGAGGGAAUUAAGUGGCCCCUUACAGCACUCCAUUCAAACUACCACGUUAAGAUAUCCACUCAUUGUUCAUUGAUUGCCGUUUCGUCAAAGUUUGUACCUCACCCUGCAAUUGUGGAUGUUUACUCCGUUUCAGGAACAAAGUUUACAUCUGUCGUAUACAACAGUGGUCCUGGGGAUCACAUAACUGGGUAUGGGUGGAAGAAUGAGGACUUGGUUGUGGUUUUAAAUGGAGGUAAAUUUAGAUACUAUAAGGAAGCUGGAGGUUUCAAUGAAUAUGAUGUGGCAGGAGGGAUUGAACUAACAGAUGUAUCGUCUACCCCGACAUCAACUCCUCCUCCUUCUGCUGUUGGGUCGAACGGAGGCUCUAAUGAUGGUGUGAUAGUAGGCGGUGCUAUCACUGACCUCGAAACCAAUACUACGGAGGAACCAAUCGAUAUUCUUGAAGUUAACAUUUGGGGGAAGUUUUUGGUACUUAGACUCCGUAACCAGUUCAUUAUAACUGACUUGUCGACUUUCACAAAUUAUACAAUUCCUAAUGUGACAUUAGCUGGUAAAAUUCUUUGUUUGAGCUUGCUUAAAAUUGAUGAAGAUGUCGACUCAAUUACUUUACUAGCAAGCUAUGAUACGUCCAUUCUUACUCUCCGAGUAGAUAUUACCGCCCAAGAAUUUGAAAUAAUAGAUCAGGGACUUACUGAGGGGCCGUUUACUCAAAUAUGUGCACUGCCAAAUUCUCAAUUGGUAUCUCUUUAUAACGCUAAAGCAGCUAAAAUCUUCGUCAUUAAUAGCAAAUUUGAUCGUGUGCUUCUUGAAUACGAUACUGCGUCAGAAAUUGUCCCUCCAGUACAGGUAACUUGGUGUGGAAAUGAUGCCAUUGUUUUGUCCCUUCGUGAUGAAUUGAAACUCAUUGGACCUGGCCAAAAGUCAAUUUCUUUCUACUACGACAUGUUAGAGUCUCCGGAAGAAGAUGUAGAUACUCCUGUUUCGCCGUACAUUGUUCCGAUUCUCUAUACGGAACCAGAUGGGGUAAAGGUCCUCACCUCCAACAAAUUGGAGUUCCUUUCCUUGGUUCCUGAAUGUAACAGGAAUCUCUACCUUAUAGGAUCCCUGUCUCCCAGUAGCAUCCUUCUCGAUUGCAUUGAUAAACUUUCACAGCACUCGCCCAAAGCUGACACCAAUAUUUCACUUUUAAAGUCUGAUGGUACCCUUCCUGCUGCCAUGAAUGAAUGUCUUCAGGCGAGUCUCGAAGAAUUCCAGCCAUAUUGGCAAAAGAAACUUUUAAGAGCAGUUUCAUUUGGAAAGGUAUAUUGUACAGGUUACGAUACUAGUGAAUACCUACAUACUGUCCUGAUGUUGAAAGUCUUAAACCAGAUUAGGUCUUCAGAAAUUGGAAUAUUCAUAACCUACAAACAAUUACUUCUGAUGGGUUGGGAAACCGUCAUUUCAAUGCUACUUCGUAGAAAUUUACAUUACUUGGCCCUUCGAAUUAUUGAGUUGGUAAAUGAAGAACAAUAUAUCAGUCAAGUAUAUAUUCAUUGGUGUUGCUACAAAAUCACGAAAGAACUCAACAUGUCCGAUGCAGAUUUGUUUAAAAGUAUCGAAGCAAAACUCACUGGUCAAACUGGAAAAAACCUAGUCUCCGUUGGAGAUAUCUCCGAAGUUGCAUUUCAGGAGGGCCGAGUUGAAUUGUGUAAGCUCCUUAUUAAUUUAGAACCAUCUAUCGCGAAAAAGAUUAGCAGAUUCGUUCAUUUGGGCGAUUUGGAAUUAGCUCUUAUCAAAUCUUUCCAAACUGGAGCUUAUGAUUUGUGCCGGUUACUUUUGUUACACUUGCAAGAAAAACUUACUCCAUCAAAGUUCUUCAAAAUAUUGAACCAGAAUGAACUGAAAGGUCUAAUUGUUGACACUUCUGAAAAUACUCAAAGUCAUGACCUGGAAAUCUUGUAUAUCCAUGGUGAUUUAAUUGGUAACUUCUGGGUAGGAAGCAUAGGACGGAACAAUAAGAAGUUGCUUGAAUCGUACUAUAGAAUGGAAGAUAAACUGAUUUCGGAUAUUCAGUCUAUAGUAAAGGAGUUUUCAAAUGAGAAAAUGACUCAAGAGAGUUCAGGAUCUGAACUGGAAUCCUACUACAGCACCUACAAAACUCAACUAGUAAAGUUUAUCAAUAGUUCAGCGACCCAAAAACAAGAUGCCAAGUUGUACCAGAAAGAAUUAGAUCUUUUGGAACUUCAAAAAAAAUUGUCGGACACAUAUAAAGAAGAUUUUUAUCUGAAGAAAUCGAUUGUUUCUAUUCUAUCCAAACUUAUAGAAAUGAACCAGGUGAAACCCGCUGGUAAAAUCUCGAAAGAUUUUAAUGUUCUGAUAGAAAAAUUCUGGUAUUUAGUUCUUGAUAUUUACACAAAAACUGGUCAAUUUGAUAGACUUCACCUGUUAAUCGUUGGUCAGGAAUCAACAGGAUCAGUGGCCCUACCUCCGAUAGGUUUUCAACCCAUAAUUGAGAGGUGUUUGGCAUUCGGUGCCCCUAACAAAUUGGUAUCUGUUUAUAUCAAAAAUAGUACUAACGUUCAUUAUACAGAGAAAAUUGAUAUGUUUAUUAAGAAUCAUGAUUUGGCACUGGCUGCGGGAGAGGCAUACAGAUUCAAAGAUAUAGAAUAUUUGAGGGCAAUUCUUGACAAGUCUCAGCGAGACGGUCUGGUCAGUGUUGUUAACUUGGUGAAGAACUACAUAACUAGGUUGGGUUACUAA
This is a messenger RNA of [Candida] anglica, 2855 nucleotides long. The record is from the annotation of a GenBank genome assembly. Lineage: Eukaryota; Fungi; Ascomycota; Pichiomycetes; Serinales; Debaryomycetaceae.